AUGGGCAUGAAUCUAAAGUCCCUUGUCGGCGCCAACACGUCCUGGCUUGACGUUACGCCCUCGUCGCAGGCGACGCCCGCCGACAUUGCCGAGGGCGAUGAAAGGGGAUGUCAGCGCGAUAUCAAAAAGUUUCUCAAAAAGGCGCCCAAGAAUCUGUCAAAGCACAUGGCGAGAGAGACGCACGUCGUCCGCAUCCCUGCUGCCGCCGACGAUGGAUACUUCCGUCUCGUGCUCUGCUCCGGCGGGGGCGGCGACGGCAGCAAGAGAAAGGUCCUCUGCCCGAGCCCCGUCUUCCGCGUCGCCAGCACUUCAACAGACGCGAGCGUCGUCCGCGGCGCAAGCCUGGCGACCAUGCCCCUCGAGAUGGGCAUCAAGGCUGGCUCGGUUGUCGCGACGACGGUCGUGAAUCGGUACAUUGGACCCGCCGCUGCCGUUGUGCAGUCCCGUGCGAAAAACAUCUCCAAGGCCAAGUUCGUCACGAAGCAUGCCACGAACAUCGCGUACGCCAAGUCGGGGAUCGAAAAGUCGGGGAUUAAGACUCAUGUCACCGCGUACGAGGACCAGUAUGCGGCUACCAGAGGGGCGGGAUACGAUGCGUGGCAGUCCGGUGAUGGGUUUCAAGAGGCACCUCCGGAGGUCAUUGGCUCUGACGACGGUCCUGCUGAGCCUUUUCCGAUCAAGUUUGACGGCAGGGUCGCGCGGGGUACUGGCAGAGGAGGGAUGGAGCUUGGUGUGCCCACGGCCAACUUGUCGGACGUGCCGGAGGACGUUAGGAUGCGCAUGCGAGGCGUCUACUUCGGCUGGGCAAGAGUCGUGCCCCGCAAGGGACUGGAAGCGAUAUCAACAGACUGGCACGAGAGCAUCAUCACCGUCGGGCCCGCACCCUAUGCCACUCCUCGCGUGGCAGCAAAGAACAUCGCGACAGUCCACCUGAUCCAUGAGUUCGGCGGCGCCCUUUUCCUCGACUCCAAGCUCAAGGUCUUCGUUAUGGGUCAGUUGCGGCCCUCUGCGCCCCGGGUGACCGGGUCCGACGCCGCGCUCGAGGCCUAUGGAACGGACGUGCUGCUUGCGGUGGCUAGUCUGAGCAGAGACAACUGGGGCCCUGUGGAGACGCGGGAAAGAAUGCGGACGAUGCGGAGCGAGAUGAGUCUCGCAGACCGGUACGUUGAGAUGAGAGAGCGGGUGCAGAAGCAGGUCGAUCGGGUGCCGUUGCAUUUGGCGGGGGUUAGGACCGAGGGGGCUGCGUUGAGGGAUCGGGCAUUCGGGAAUGGGGGUCUUUGGAUCCCGAGAUGA
Colletotrichum spaethianum is the source of this 1293-nucleotide messenger RNA. Its product is annotated as riboflavin synthase. Gene Ontology annotation, molecular function: riboflavin kinase activity. NCBI's taxonomy places the organism in Eukaryota, Fungi, Ascomycota, Sordariomycetes, Glomerellales, Glomerellaceae. Gene Ontology annotation, biological process: FMN biosynthetic process; riboflavin biosynthetic process. Bases 1 to 1293 code for a protein of 430 amino acids. The transcript has a single exon. Gene Ontology annotation, cellular component: mitochondrion. The record is from RefSeq and is a predicted model, not a curated record.